CCUUGCUGCGCUCCCGCCUCCAUCCUCGCAACACCAUCUACUCCACUCGAGUAUUUUCCGUCCAACGCGCAGCUGCUUAUCACCCCACUUACCAACAGCAUCACUUCGACGGUACGAACGCAAUGGCUUUCGGACGCUCCUCCGCUGUAGCCACCAACGGCCAUGGUGCACCGGCUGCACGCUCGAACAGCCUUCACCGUCCUGCCCUCACGGCCACCCAUGUGUUGCACUGGAUCUCCUCCCUCAUCGUCAUGAGCAUCGCCGCGUACUUUAUCCGCAACUACAGGAACAACACGCACUUGGUGUACUGGGUCUCCAUCGCUGCCAUCGAUGCCAUCCUCUUCCUCCCAGCACUGCUGCUCCCUGCCAUGAAGUCGUACAAGGGCUACCUCGCUCCCCUCCACUGGAUCUUCUCGUACCUCUGGCUCACAGCCUUCAUCUUCGCGGCGCAGGACUACAACUACAACAACUGCGAGUACAAUUCUCCCGGUCCCUUUGUCAACAAGUGCUCCUUGAAGAAGACACUCGAGGCUUUUGCUUUCCUGGCCUUCCUCACCAACCUCAUCGGUACUCUCCUCGAGGGCAGACUGUGGGACAUCAACCGCUUCAAGGGCAAGCGCGAGAUGGCUCCCAUCACCAACCAGUCGACUACGGCACCGCACGCCGUUGUCUGAAAGGCAGGUUUCUCGAGUAUCCAGACAGACACACGGCUAGUUUGAAGACGAUACCUAACGAUGGGGUGGAAUUAUUGGUGACUGACAUUGUCGCUUGAUGCGGGUUAGCACAUUGGGAACAUGGAUGGCUGGGCUAGUAAUACCUGAUAGAUGCUGCUUCAAUACACAUAGCUGAUGCAUCUUUGACAAUUAUUUUUCAUGUGAAACCUCGCAUCCAGGGUUCCGAUAUCUGCCUAUGACCAAACGCGAAUCUCCUCACCUUGACAAACAGUUUGUGGCUUACAUGAAUACUUCCUGCCACACGGGUUUUAUAGAGUGACUAAGUACAUCGAAGUGACAGAAACUACU
Molecule: messenger RNA, 1022 nt
Organism: Dothidotthia symphoricarpi CBS 119687
Lineage: Eukaryota; Fungi; Ascomycota; Dothideomycetes; Pleosporales; Dothidotthiaceae
Exons: 3
Coding region: 123-674 (183 amino acids)
Cellular component (GO): membrane
Source: RefSeq, a predicted model, not a curated record